UGGCAAUCUUGGGAUUCAUCUUUCCAACUUUUCAUUCAUUGCUAUAAAUUUCACCUCUUCACUACCCACCAACCCAUUUCUCUUUUCUCUCACAACCAACUUGUUUCAUCUCAAAUCCAUGGCUCCUCCAGAAGCAGCCUCUAGUGGAACUUCACUACUAAAUAAUACCUUCAAGAUGGUUGAGCUGAACCAAUUGGAGAAUGGGAAUGGAGAAGAGAGAGCUGAGAAUUCAGCAGUAACAUUCACAAGAGAUGGGUCAGUUGAUAGGCAUGGAAAAUCAGCUGUCAAGCAGAGGAGUGGUGGAUGGAGAUGUGGAAUGUUGUUAUUGGUGAACCAAGGACUAGUUACAUUGGCAUUUGCUGGAGUUGAAGUGAAUUUGGUUCUGUUCUCAAAAUCAGUUCUGAGGCAUUCCAAUGCUGAGGCAGCACAAACAUUCAGUAGAUGGAUGGGAACUGUGUAUUUGUUCUCUUUAAUGGGUGCAUUUCUCAGUGACUCUUACUUGGGCAGAUACCUAACAUGUGUCAUUUUUCAAGUUCUCUAUAUCAUUGGACUAAUAGCACUAUCUUUGUCAACUCAACUAUUUCUUCUAAGACCAGAUGGUUGUGGCAAAAUUGGGGAGUUAUGUGAGGCUCAUACACCAUUUGAAACUGCAAUGUUCUAUGUGUCAAUAUACCUUAUUGCCUUAGGAAAUGGAGCACCUGAGCCUGCGCUUGCUACGUUCGGCGCAGACCAAUUCGACGAGGAAGAUCCCAAGGAAAGACAGUCUAAAUCUUCAUUUUAUAGCUACUUUUAUGUGUCUCUAAACCUUGGAAGCUUAGUGGCUGAGACUAUAUUGGUUUACAUAGAGAACAUGGGAUAUUGGGUGGUGGGGUUCUGGACUUGUACUAUAUCUGCUAUUGUUGGUUAUGUUUUUCUCUUAAGUGGGACUUUGAGAUAUAGACACUUCAAGCCUUCUGGGAAUCCCAUCUCUAGAUUUUCUCAAGUUAUAGUGGCUUCCAUGAAAAAAUUGCAUCAAAAUAUGCCUUCAAGUGGAGAAGAGCUCUAUGAAGUCCAUUCAAAAGAGGGUGAAACUAAUGGCAUGAGAAGGAUUCUUCACACUAGUGGCUUCAAGUUUCUUGACAGGGCUGCAAUUAUUGUACCAGAAGACAUGAAAGUAAUAAAAAAUGAAGGCCAAACUCCAAGUCCGUGGCAUCUUUGUACUGUGACUCAAGUUGAAGAAGUGAAGUGCAUAUUGAGGCUAUUACCAGUAUGGAUAUGCACCAUCUUUUCAUCUGUUGUGUUCAUUCAAAUGCUCUCACUUUUCGUCGAACAAGGCGCUGCCAUGAACAGAAAUGUUGCCAACUUCCACAUCCCUCCAGCCAGCAUGACUGUGUUCGACAUAGUCAGCACAUCAGUCUUCAUCAUGCUAUACGAUAGACUCAUCAUUCCUCUCUAUGUCAAAGCAACAAAACGAAAGCCAAAGAUUCCGAGCCCGCUGCAGAGGAUUGGAAUUGGGUUGGCCAUAGCUGUAGUAGCCAUGAUCAUUGCCGGCAUUGUUGAGCAACAAAGGCUAAAACUCGCUAGCGAUUUCACCGGAAGAGAAACAAGCUCAUUGAGCAUUCUAUGGCAAACUCCACAGUAUGUGCUUGUGGGAGUGUCAGAAGCAUUUGUGUACGUUGCUCAAAUGGAGUUUUUUGCUUCACAAACACCAGAUGGAUUGAAGAGCUUGGGAAUAGGCUUGUCCAUGUCAUCUUCAGCUAUGGGGAGCUAUGUUGCAAGUACCAUACUGACUGUUGUGAUGAGAGUUACAACAAAAGAUGGAAAGCUUGGUUGGGUUCCUCCUAAUCUAAAUGAUGGUCAUUUGGAUCGUUUUUUCUUUUUGUCGGCUGUUUUGGCUGCAAUCAACUUUGGAUUGUAUGUUUUAUGUGCCAAGCGUUACAAGUCAAUAUCAUUAGAAAAGAGAGAUGGGACAAGCGAAAAGGACAUUAUAGAUUGAGCCUAUAAUCAUGUAACCUUGUCUCUCUUGAAGGUUGCUCAAACAUGUUGGGGGCCAAACUCAUUAGUAUAUGAGAAUGGCAAUUAUUCUUGGCCUGGUAAACAGUAGAUACUUAACAAAUGAACUGUUUCUUUUGUCUCCCAACAAAUGAACCAAAAAGUGUUAUUGGUAGAUAGAUAAGCCACACACUCAAAUUUAACAUGUUUAUGUAUCACACCAUGUGAUACCAC
Humulus lupulus (European hop) is the source of this 2205-nucleotide messenger RNA. Its product is annotated as protein NRT1/ PTR FAMILY 7.3-like. The coding region runs from base 119 to 1975 and encodes 618 amino acids. Gene Ontology annotation, biological process: transmembrane transport. The transcript has 5 exons. The record is from RefSeq and is a predicted model, not a curated record. Lineage: Eukaryota; Viridiplantae; Streptophyta; Magnoliopsida; Rosales; Cannabaceae. Gene Ontology annotation, cellular component: membrane. Gene Ontology annotation, molecular function: transmembrane transporter activity.